AUGGGGAUGAGACUUGAAGAGGGUGUCCGUGAAGGUCGUUUGGCUAAGGAUGAAGGCUCUUCUAGUAAGAGGUAUGGCUCAUUUGCUAAGAAGAAAGAUGGGGAAGCACAUGCUGUGCAGUCCCAUAGAUUGAGGAAACCUCCCGUUCAGAGGAAACCAGCACGCCGUGCAGGUCAUCAGCAUCAGGUACGAAGAGAGCUACAAGAAUUGUUAGACGAAGGUACCAUUGAGAUUUUGCAAAAUCGCAAUGUCGACGAAGAUGAACCUGAGGUUAAUGUUAUAUCUCCAGUGUACAACCCAGUUGCUGUGCAAGAUGGGGUGGAAGUGCCUUUGCCUUCAACUGCUGUGACCAAUAUUGCCGAUGUAAGCGGCCUGACCCGGAGUGGUCGAGUUUUCUCUGCGCCUGCUAAGGCCCCUGUUGCUUCUGAAUCUUCUGAGCGUCCAGUUGGGACUGCUGUCAAUAGUCAGAAUCCGUGCCAGAAAGCUUUCGACAGUAUCAAAGAUUAUUUGUCCGAACCUCCGAUCUUGUCUCCGCCUGUAGAAGGAAGACCUCUGAUUAUGUAUCUGACAGUUCUUGAAGACUCAAUGGGUUGUGUACUCGGUCAACAAGAUGAGUCAGGGAAGAAAGAAUUUGCUAUCUACUACCUCAGUAAGAAGUUUACUGAUUGUGAGUCUCGGUACUCUAUGCUUGAGAAGACGUGCUGUGCUUUGGCUUGGGCUGCUAAGCGUUUGCGCCAGUACAUGAUAAAUCAUACAACUUGGUUGAUAUCCAGAAUGGAUCCAAUCAAGUAUAUUUUCGAGAAGCCUGCUUUAACUGGGAGGAUUGCCCGUUGGCAGAUGUUGUUGUCUGAGUAUGAUAUCGAGUACCGAGCUCAGAAAGCUAUCAAAGGUAGUAUCUUGGCUGAUCAUUUAGCGCACCAGCCGAUUGAAGAUCAUCAGUCAGUUCAGUAUGACUUCCCUGAUGAGGAGAUUCUGUAUUUGAAAAUGAAAGAUUGUGAUGAGCCUACACUUGAUGAAGGUCCAGAACCUGGUUCCAGAUGGACGAUGGUGUUUGAUGGCGCUGUUAAUCAGUACGGAAAUGGAAUUGGGGCGGUAAUUGUUAAUCCCCAGGGAUCGCACAUUCCAUUUACAGCAAGGCUAACUUUCAAAUGCACGAAUAAUAUGGCGGAGUACGAAGCCUGUAUAAUGGGACUUGAAGAAUGCAUUGACUUGAGGAUCAAACAUCUUGACGUGUAUGGUGAUUCGGCCCUAGUUGUUAAUCAGAUCAAGGGUGAAUGGGAGACGAAUCAGCCAAGUCUCAUUCCGUACAGAGAUUAUGCAAGGAGAAUUUCAACCUUCUUCACAGAAGUUGAAUUUCACCAUAUUCCUCGAGAGGAUAAUCGGAUGGCAGAUGCGCUUGCGACGCUCGCUUCCAUGAUUGUGGUCAGAUGGUGGAAUGAUGUCCCUAAUAUUACUGUGAUGCGCCUGGAUAGACCGGCUCACAUAUUUGCAAUUGAAGAAGUAAAUGAUGACAAGCCUUGGUAUUUUGAUAUCAAGAAUUUCCUCCAGAACCAGGUAUACCCGCCUGGGGCAUCUGUGAAAGAUAGGAAAACUUUGAGAAGGUUGUCAGGCAGUUUCUACCUCAGUGGCGAAGUGCUGUAUAAAAGAAAUUUCGAUAUGGUUUUGCUCAGAUGCGUGGAUAGACACGUAAAAUUCAAGAAUCACUCACAAACUGCAUCUGAAGAAUCAACCUGCAACUUCUAUAACAGUCCAAGGACAGUGAUCGAUCGUAAGUGCUGGAGCUGCAAGAACUUCGCCAAUAGCCUCCUGAAGCGAUUGGCCAUAUCUGUUCGCGCGAGAUCGAAGCUCAACCGCGGUUCCAUCGCAACUGUUUCAAGAAAAGGUUGGAAAUCGAAAUUUGCAGUUGCUUCAAUUGAGUUAUGGCUGUUGUAG
Lathyrus oleraceus (garden pea) is the source of this 1932-nucleotide messenger RNA. RefSeq lists its product as uncharacterized. The transcript has 5 exons. Gene Ontology annotation, molecular function: nucleic acid binding; RNA-DNA hybrid ribonuclease activity. NCBI's taxonomy places the organism in Eukaryota, Viridiplantae, Streptophyta, Magnoliopsida, Fabales, Fabaceae. The coding region runs from base 1 to 1932 and encodes 643 amino acids. The record is from RefSeq and is a predicted model, not a curated record.